AUGUCCGCGCGCGCGCGCGCGCUCGGCGACGGCGUCGUGGCGUCGCGGGCGCGCGUGCGGUGUCGUCAGACGAAUGAUGGACGACGCGUCGGCGCGCGAGCGAUCGGGCGACGGCCGAGCGACUGCGAUGGCUCGCGCGCGCAGGUGGGAGGAUUGGACGACGUCGUGCGCGGCGUCGUCUCCACGCUCGCGGCGGUGGCGGUGACGGUGACGAUGGGGGGGGACGUCGCGCGCGCGGGCGCGCUCUCGCCGGCGAAGGAGCGGGAGAUGCAAACCACGGGGGCGUGUUUGUUGCAAAACUGCGGACGAGAGCUCGCGACGUGCGUGACGGAUGAAAAGUGUUUGGAGGAUUUGGUGUGCUUGCAGGGGUGCUUCGGGAGGGAGGAUGAGAGCGAUUGCCAGAUUCGGUGCGGGGAUUUAUACGCGUCGAACGCGGUGGGGACGUUUAAUACGUGCGCGGUGACGGAAAAGUCGUGCGUGGCGCAGCGUAAGGAUGAUGGCAAGUAUCCGGUGCCGCCGUUUGACGCGCUCGCGGAUGAUUUUACGAUUGAUACCAUGGUGAAGGAGAAGCGCUGGUACAUUGUCGCCGGUUUGAACAAAGAUUUCGACAUCUUCGACUGCCAAGAGCAUUUUUUCGACAAGGGUGAGGACGGGAAGAUGUACAUUAAGAUAAAUUGGCGCGUGAAUCGACCGAACGGUCAGUUCUACGAGCGAAGCGACGUGCAGCGCUUCUACCAAGAUCCCGAGGGCAAGGCGAUCUUGUACAAUAGAGGAAACGUCAUGUUGCACUAUCAAGACACGUGGUACAUUCCCGCGUACAAGGAUAAGGAGUGGGUGUACAUUUAUUAUCGCGGCACGAACGACGCUUGGGACGGAUACGGCGGCGCUACGGUGUACGCGACGUCGCCCGAGUUGAAUCCGGAGUGGAUCCCAGACCUCGAGGCGGCUUCGAAAAAGGUGGGCGUGAAGUGGAGCGAUUUCGUCAUCACCGAUAACUCGUGCAAGCCCGCGCCCGAGCUCACGCUUCAGAAGCCCACGGAUCUGGACACGCUCGCCGACGACGCCAAGGUGCUCGAAAAGGACUUUGAGAAGGACAUCGUGCUCGCGGAGAAAACCGUCGCCGACGACGUACGAAAGGUGGGGCGAUACCUCGACGAUGAGCUCAACACGUUCACCAAAAAGCUCAGUCAACUCGAGAGCGGACUUGUGAAUUCGGGCCCGGGUCGACCCGCCGGUUUCAUGACCAAGGAGGAGCUGAAAUCCGCCCAGUCCGCCAAGGAUCGACGCCAACUCGAGCGCUUCUCCAAGCGUCUCGGCAAGAUCCAAGACACCUUCCGCGCCGACGAAAAUUAG
Ostreococcus tauri is the source of this 1353-nucleotide messenger RNA. RefSeq names its product Violaxanthin de-epoxidase. Gene Ontology annotation, biological process: xanthophyll cycle. Lineage: Eukaryota; Viridiplantae; Chlorophyta; Mamiellophyceae; Mamiellales; Bathycoccaceae. Gene Ontology annotation, molecular function: violaxanthin de-epoxidase activity. The transcript has a single exon. The record is from RefSeq and is a predicted model, not a curated record. Bases 1 to 1353 code for a protein of 450 amino acids.